Molecule: messenger RNA, 880 nt
Organism: Mytilus trossulus (common blue mussel)
Lineage: Eukaryota; Metazoa; Mollusca; Bivalvia; Mytilida; Mytilidae
Product: low-density lipoprotein receptor-related protein 2-like
Exons: 6
Coding region: 32-880 (282 amino acids)
Biological process (GO): receptor-mediated endocytosis
Cellular component (GO): plasma membrane; signaling receptor complex; apical plasma membrane
Molecular function (GO): protein binding; hormone binding
Source: RefSeq, a predicted model, not a curated record
AAAAAUUUUGCAUUGUGAUAGGACUUUAACCAUGCUUUUAUUGGACUUAAUAGUGGUGAACAUUUUCAUACUAAGGGCCUAUGGAGAUCAUAUAGAAAACCACGCAAUAGGAUGUAAAACUUCAUGUACCAAUGAACAAUUCCAAUGUAAAAAUUGUCGCUGUAUCUCAAAGUCAUUGACCUGUGACUCUAAAAACGAUUGUGGAGAUAAUUCAGAUGAAAACCAACUUGAGCUGCAUUGCGGCUGUAAAUUUCCAUGUGCUGAUGAGCAGUUCCAAUGUAAUAAUUGUCGGUGUAUCGCAAAGUCUUGGACAUGUGACCACAAAAACGAUUGUGGAGAUAAUUCGGAUGAAUAUGCACAUUGCUCUUACCCAGUUUGUAGCGGAAACCAGUUCACAUGUGCCAAUAAACAGUGUAUACCACAAAAGUGGGUGUGCGAUGGCAAUAACGAUUGUAAUGAUAACUCUGAUGAAGCAGGCUGUGGUAAGGUUGGGAGAGACGGGGUAAAUAGGGGGAAUGAUUGUAAUGAUAACUCUGAUGAAGCAGGCUGUGGUAAGGUUGGAAGAGACGGGGUAAAUAGGGGGAAUGAUUGUAAUGAUAACUCUGAUGAAGCAGACUGUGAUAAUUAUGAAUGUGAACCAAAUGAAUGGUCCUGUCCGUCGACAGGCAAAUGUAUUUCUGCACAACAAGUCUGUGAUCAAGUAAAAGACUGCAGACUUGGAGAAGACGAAGAGAAAACUUGCAGUAGAACUUCUUGUACAACAUUGAAUUGUGAACAUGAGUGUUACCCUUCUCCAUUGGGAGGAAGUUGUUACUGUAAACCAGGCUAUGUUAUUAACAAAAAAGACAAUCGUACUUGUAUAGGUAUGGCAAAAAUCUGA